Molecule: messenger RNA, 753 nt
Organism: Didymodactylos carnosus
Lineage: Eukaryota; Metazoa; Rotifera; Eurotatoria; Philodinida; Philodinidae
Source: the annotation of a GenBank genome assembly
GCUCAUUCACAUCGAGAUAAAGUAUCAUUAUAUCAUCGUUUAAAAUUAAAAUUAAUUGAUAAAUCAUUAUAUAUAUUAGCUAUAUUAAAUUUAAUAUUAGCCAUUGUUGCUAUUGCAUGUGUAGCAAAAGCUCAACAAAAUAAUAGUGAAUAUUUUUUUCUUGUAUAUAUUUCUGUAAGUAUAUUUAUAUUUUAUAUGGCAACAAUUGUAUUCAUUAUAUUAUUACAAAUUAUUGAAACAUUUUCAAAUCAAAAACAACAAAAUAAAUUAGAAAAUCAUCAAAAUGAUAAUUUUAUACAAUAUUUCAUUGAUAAUGAUGAAAAUGAUUCUAUUGUUGAUAAUCGUUCACAAAUAUUAAAUAAUUCAACAUCAUUUAAAAAUAAAAAUAAUUAUCAACAAAAAUCAACAUCAUCAUUUAUAUUAUUAAAAUCAACAAAUGAUUUACAAAAAAAAAAGUAUAUUAUGAGUAAAUCAAAACAUCUUACUACUGCUUAUUUAUUUCGAUCACCAUCAUCAACAUCUACACUAUCAUCUUAUUCACAACCACGAUUAAUUGAUGAUCAACAUUUAUUUAUUUGGCAAAAUCAUCCACAUAAUUUAAAUAAAAAUUGUUCAUCAACACUUCAUCAAACUGAAACAAAUCUUUCAUUAAUAACACCUAUACCUUUACAAAGUACAUCUCGUUUAUUAUACAAAGGAAAUCAAUGUAAAGAAAUAUUUGAUUCUUCACAAAUGAAUUAUGCCAUUAUCUAA